Mauremys reevesii (Reeves's turtle) is the source of this 2101-nucleotide messenger RNA. RefSeq names its product MAU2 sister chromatid cohesion factor (gene MAU2). NCBI's taxonomy places the organism in Eukaryota, Metazoa, Chordata, Testudines, Geoemydidae. The record is from RefSeq and is a predicted model, not a curated record. Gene Ontology annotation, cellular component: chromatin; SMC loading complex. The transcript is spliced from 19 exons. Bases 34 to 1677 code for a protein of 547 amino acids. Gene Ontology annotation, molecular function: protein binding; double-stranded DNA binding. Gene Ontology annotation, biological process: maintenance of mitotic sister chromatid cohesion; mitotic sister chromatid cohesion.
CGGGGGGAAGGGGAGUGAAGAACAACAUUUCCCAUGAGCCUGUUCGCGGGGAACAGGCCCUUCUCGGAAUGGUUGAUAUCACAACAGAUUCCACAGUUUGAAGAUGUUAAAUUUGAAGCAGCAAGCCUUCUGUCUGAACUGUACUGUCAAGAGAAUUCAGUUGAUGCAGCAAAGCCUUUGUUGCGUAAAGCCAUCCAGAUUUCACAGCAGACUCCGUACUGGCACUGUAGACUACUUUUUCAGCUUGCCCAACUUCACACACUUGAAAAAGAUUUGGUAUCUGCAUGUGACCUUCUAGGAGUUGGAGCAGAAUAUGCCCGGGUAGUAGGAUCAGAAUAUACCAGGGCACUGUUUCUGCUAAGUAAAGGGAUGCUUCUUCUAAUGGAACGGAAACUGCAGGAAGUGCACCCGCUCCUUACUUUGUGCGGACAGAUAGUUGAAAACUGGCAAGGAAAUCCCAUCCAGAAAGAAUCAUUGCGGGUAUUCUUCUUGGUGCUGCAGGUGACUCAUUACCUGGAUGCUGGGCAGGUGAAAAGUGUGAAACCAUGUCUGAAGCAGCUGCAGCAGUGCAUUCAGACCAUAUCGACUCUUCAUGACGAUGAAAUUCUACCCAGCAACCCAGCAGAUCUCUUUCACUGGCUGCCGAAGGAGCACAUGUGUGUGCUGGUCUACCUGGUGAGAAGCUUUGUUUUACUUGAGCGGACAUUGUUAACUGAUGAGGUGACGGUGAUGCAUUCCAUGCAAGCAGGAUACCUAGAGAAGGCACAAAAGUACACAGACAAAGCACUCAUGCAGCUAGAAAAGCUAAAAAUGUUGGAUUGCAGUCCUAUUUUGUCAUCUUUCCAAGUUAUUUUGUUGGAACAUAUUAUCAUGUGUCGGCUUGUAACGGGGCACAAAGCUACAGCACUGCAGGAGAUCUCACAAGUCUGUCAACUCUGCCAGCAAUCUCCCAGACUGUUUUCUAAUCAUGCUGCGCAGCUACAUACUCUCCUAGGGCUUUACUGCAUUUCUGUUAAUUGCAUGGACAAUGCAGAAGCACAAUUUACUACAGCAUUGCGGCUCACCACACAUCAGGAAUUGUGGGCAUUUAUUGUGACAAACCUGGCCAGUGUGUACAUCAGGGAAGGCAACAGACAUCAAGAGCUUUACAGUUUAUUGGAAAGGAUAAAUCCAGACCACAACUUCCCUGUAAGCUCUCACUGUCUCCGAGCAGCUGCUUUCUACAUCCGAGGACUGUUCUCCUUCUUCCAAGGAAGAUACAAUGAAGCAAAACGAUUUUUGCGAGAGACACUGAAAAUGUCAAAUGCAGAAGACUUGAACCGAUUAACAGCGUGUUCUCUUGUACUCCUGGGUCAUAUAUUCUACGUGCUAGGGAAUCACAGGGAAAGUAAUAACAUGGUGGUACCAGCCAUGCAACUUGCUAGCAAGAUCCCAGACAUGUCUGUGCAACUAUGGUCUUCAGCUCUGCUGCGAGAUCUGAACAAAGCCUGUGGAAACGCAAUGGAUGCUCAUGAGGCUGCACAGAUGCAUCAGAACUUUUCACAGCAGCUUCUUCAGGAUCAUAUUGAAGCUUGUAGUCUUCCAGAACACAACCUAAUUACGUGGACAGAUGGACCCCCUCCUGUACAGUUCCAGGCUCAGAAUGGACCCACCACCAGCCUGGCCAGUCUCCUGUGAAAGAGAAACUACCAGGAGGACAAUGCUUAAAAAUGUAGCCAAAAAAAAGGGGGAAAAUCCAGAACAUUUUCCCAAAAACUUUUCUGCAAAGAAGAAAAAGCAAAUUCCUCUUCUAGCAAGGGCCUCGUAGGAAAUGGAUUGAUAAUCACAUAAUGUACAUUUCAUAGACUUACAAAGCGGGAAGGGCAUUUUAAGCUGCUUUUAUGUAGCCUGUGUGAACAUACAGCUAGUUUGUGUGUAUACUCACAAUCUGGUUUUAACUUGUUUUCCUCUUGUCCAGAAUUAAGGUUUAGACAAAGAGGAACACUUGUUCCUUAAAGUGGUUAGAUGUUUGUUUUUUAAAAGGACAAUACCAGAAAAUGAAGAAUGUAUUGAGAUUGGAACAAUGAUCAUAAUCUAAAUAUUUAAACCCUACCUGAAAUGA